GUACCUAUUUGGCGGAGUGACUUCAAUUCGAAUAUUCUCCACUGUGCGUUCUGCCACAGAUCGUUCUGCGCUCUUAUCCACGAUUUAAAUACAUGAAAGUUGUUUGAAGUUAUUGAGUUCGCGAAAAGUGCGCGACUUGCUUCCAGAAGAAAUUUGCAAAGCUUGAGCUAAAGAUGUCGCAUACCGCUAUCUCUGUUCCUGUGUCACUUGGUAAGCUCUGGUGGGCUACAAUGCUAGCUUUUUUCCUUCAAGCAACGCUAGUCAUAGUCGCCACCUCCCCAGACGAAACGGCAGAUUAUAAACUGAACGAUGAGGAUUUGCAAAUGGGAGAAGAAGUGGCCAAAAGAGACUGGAAUCGUAAUUUGAAUGAGUGGGGUAAACGAGGUUGGACAAACUUACAUGGUGGUUGGGCACUGAAAAGAGCUGAACCCACAAAUUUAGAACAAAAUGUUUAUCCACUUCCAUUUUCUGUACAAAAACGAUCCUGGCAAAACUUUCAGAGUGGUUGGGGCAAGAGAGUACCACCAGAAUACAAAGAGUUAACACUUCAAGAAAUAGCAUCCUCCUUAAACGACAAUGAAGAUCCUUUACCUUACGAAGACGAAAUUGAACCUGAAAUACUAACUUCUAAAAGAAACAAUUGGUCAAAGUUUACGGACGGUUGGGGAAAAAGAAGUAAAUGGGAAAGUUUCAAAGGGGCUUGGGGUAAACGAGAACCAGCCUGGGUUAAUCUAAAAGGAUUGUGGGGUAAAAGAAGCAGGACAAAUAGUUAUGUAAAUUAAUAACGAAAAAAAAAGAAGUCUGGAUAAAUAUUUUUAGUAGUACAAUCUUCUAAAUAUUACUUAUUUAAUUAAACAUAUCUAUGGACAUUUGAAAAGGUCUGUCUAAGAAUCUGAUUUGAAGAUCAUCAUGUUUCUUUUGUCAUGAUGUCAAAAAUUACUUAUAAUAUUAUAAUUUCAAAAGAAACUCUCUAUAAAUCAUUAUUACUGAACGAACCUUGAUGGCUUCCGAGUUACAUCGACAGUACGCUACACAAUUGAAAAUAUGGCGCUCAAUUCACUUUAUUUCUAAAAAGCCACAGGAUCGUUACGUUUUACUUAGUAAUAAAACAUCUAAAUGUGUUUAAAAUUACUACAAAAACAUUUUAUGUAUUUUUUUAAAAUAUUUGUAAUUAUAUUCAAAAUUUAUUGUUAUUAUUGUACUACCAUUGUAUUUCAAUAAAAUUUAACAUGCUGGCAUCCAUGAAA
Molecule: messenger RNA, 1247 nt
Organism: Diorhabda sublineata
Lineage: Eukaryota; Metazoa; Arthropoda; Insecta; Coleoptera; Chrysomelidae
Gene: Mip
Product: prothoracicostatic peptide
Exons: 6
Coding region: 174-782 (202 amino acids)
Source: RefSeq, a predicted model, not a curated record